Molecule: messenger RNA, 1876 nt
Organism: Chinchilla lanigera (long-tailed chinchilla)
Lineage: Eukaryota; Metazoa; Chordata; Mammalia; Rodentia; Chinchillidae
Product: chromosome unknown open reading frame, human C18orf54
Exons: 9
Coding region: 222-1769 (515 amino acids)
Source: RefSeq, a predicted model, not a curated record
CCGCGGCGGGGCGGUGAGCGAGGCGCGGGCUCCUGUCGCGUCGUCGGUGCCCUGACACCCGCGGGCUCCCGGCGGAGAGUUGUGGAAGCGUCAUUGAAAUGCCUCGCCCUAACUUCAGCAUUCUGUGGGCCUUGAUGGAUUUGCCUUUGGAGAUGCGACCUGCAGCCUUUGCGGAGGAAGUGCUGUUUUCUAAGGGAACUGCGUAAAAAUUUUGAGGAAGCAUGGCAAAAUCAAACACAAAACACAGAGUUCGUUCUGGAGAAUCUUCAAUAUCUUCUCUCCUGGCAAGCUGCAGCCUAAGUAGUAGCAGUUCCUCUAACUCUGGUGGCUCAUUUCACUAUAAAGAUAAACUGUAUAGUUCUGCUUCUCAGGCUCUACAGGCCUAUAUUGAUGAUUUUGAUCUAAGCCAGAUGUAUCCUGGUGCAAGCACUGGAAAAAUUAACAUUGAUGAGGGUGCUGCUGACAUUCCACACAUCUCCAAUUACAGUUCUAAACCAAGCAAUGCUUUUGAAAAUCGAGAUCACAGAGAACAGUCACACUUCUUGUCCUGUAGAAGAGAGCCUAUUAAUGACGCAGACUCCAUUAGCCUAACAACUGAUGAUCUCUUAAGACUUCCAGCAGAUGGAUCGAUUUCUUUCACUUGUGUUGGAUCAGGUCACCGAACAAGAAAGAAAAACAAGAAAUACAUCAGAAGAUCAGGUUCAUUGGACAUGGAACAGAAUCCAAAUUUUCAAGAGGCCUUCACUCCCAUGUGCAUGGAUAACUUCGUUACUCCAGUUGUAUACACAGAUAGAAAACGGUGUGGUAGGCUAAAAAACCCGAAACCUACAAAUAAGACUAAUAAAUGUGUUUUUGACUCAUCUUUAUCUUUUUCUAAAGAAUCUUUCAAGGACAGUUCAGAAGAUGGUCUUGAAAAGAAUUAUCCAAGAUGGCUCACUAGCCAGAAAUCUGAUCUUAAUGUUUCAGGGAUAACUAGUAUUCCUGAUUUUAAAUACCCAGUCUGGCUCCACAAUCAAGACUUGUUACCUGAUGCAAAGAGUCAAAGGGUUUCUAAAGAAGAGCAUUGUUCCCCUAGACAUAGUUGUCAGGCACAAAGAACUCCACUUACGAAUAAAGUAGAUUGCUUGGAAUGCUCUUUGGGACCCACAAAUUGUUCAAAUUCCUUAUGUGAUGAUAAAAGACUUCUUACUGAAUGCAAAUGUGAUUCUGAAAAUCUGCUUCUUCCAGGACAAUCCAAAAAGCCAUUCAGUGGUGACAAAAUUGAACUGCUUAUCCUGAAGGCCAAGAGAAAUUUAGAACAGUGUACUGAAGAAUUACCAAAGUCUACGAAAAAGGAUGACAGUCCAUGCUCAUUAGAUAAACUUGAAGCAGAAAGAUCAUGGGAAAAUAUUCCUGUUACUUUCAAAUCUCCUGUUCCUGUUCAUUCUGAUGAUAGUCCUCAACAAACUUCAAGGGCAAAGUGUGCUAAAGAGGCUCUUGAAGGUUUUUUGAACAAUGAUAAUCAGAGUUCUACCCUUUCAGGAGGUAAACAUCACGGUCCUGUUGAAGCCUUAAAACAAAUGUUAUUUAAUCUUCAAGCUGUACAGGAAAGUUUUAAUCAGAACAGAACUGUAGAACCAGAAGAAGAUAUUAAGCAAAUUUCAGAAGAUGAUUUAUCUAAAUUGCAAUUGAAGGAAAGUAUGAUUCCUAUUACUAGGUCUCUUCAAAAGGCCUUGCACCAUUUAUCUCGCCUGAGAGACCUGGUUGACGAUACCAGUGGAAAGCAGUGACCGAAACUGUGAAGAGGAAAGUAAAACUGUCACCACAGUAACUACAGAACAAAUAUGUAUUUUUUCUAUUAAUUGGACAAAAUAAAUUUAAGCCAUACGUCAUUCUA